AUGACUGUGGAGGAGAAGCGGAAGCACAUGGGCUCUGAACUCCCAGGGACGUGCCUGCAUGUUCCAGCUGCAUGGCCCCUAUCAGGAAUUCGCCCGCAGACACCACCUUCCUAUCUGCCCCUGGGGCCCUUGGCUGCCGAGCUGGCCUGUCAAGCACCUGCAGCCAAGAACCUGUGGAAUCGGCUAACAUCUUCAUGCCAGUCUGUCCUGGAGAAAGUUCCUACCUCUACACGUCCCCUCACUCUGGAAACGGGUGACUUUCUUGAGAAGCCGGACAUCUCCCGCCUAGCUUCCUUUCACCGAGGCUGUCUGAGCACAGAGCGCGGGGACCCCAGAGGACUUGGGAGUUCGCGGGCCGCAAUGCCCGCUUCGAGCGGCAGGGGGCGGGCGUGGCCCGGGAGCGCCCUCCUGAGGGUUGGGACGGGGCGGAGCUUCAGGGGCGGGCCGGCUCAGUGCGCAGGCGCGGGGCCAGACGCCUCGCGCGGCCACGGGCAGGCGGGCGCAGAGCAGCCCCAGCUGCGGCUUCGGUAG
Molecule: messenger RNA, 531 nt
Organism: Rangifer tarandus platyrhynchus (Svalbard reindeer)
Lineage: Eukaryota; Metazoa; Chordata; Mammalia; Artiodactyla; Cervidae
Source: the annotation of a GenBank genome assembly